AUCGAGGCUGUUGUGUUUGGGCCUAAAGUUUGGUUUCUGGCGGGUAAGCAAGCCGUAGUGAAGCACAACAAAAUGACCUAUCAAAUCUUUUCUAUGAUAUUUGAACCGUGAUGGGAAGCGUCAGGAAUCGAAGUGCUCCUGCAGUUCCUGGGCAUCGGCAAUUACCAACAAGAAACAGUAGCCCAGCCGUGAAGAGUAGCUAUGGCAAUCGCCCUACUAAGGAAGUUGAUGCCAGGCUCAGCAAGACAAAAACUUCAGCUGCCACCUCCAAGCCAUCUGCCAAACUAAACGCGAAGACUGUCAACCCAUUUGAUGACAAAACUCCAAAAUCUGCUUUUGAGACUGCAUACGCCAAUGGUGCUGUACCCUGCAGGCUACAGCAUGGUUCUGUGAGACACAAACUGCAAUGGUCAACACAACCUGACAAUCUUAGUUUUGACCCUAUCCUAGUUACCCUAGCUGAGGGUUUAAGAGAAACAAGACACCCCUACACUUUUGUUGCUUGCGAAGGUUUUAGAGAAAUGCUGAUGGUGGGUGAUGCAGAGGAAAGGACAGUCCCACUGCUGCCCAAACUCAUACCUCCAAUAAGGCUAGCUCUGGGGUCUCCUGACAUAGAAAUAUUUUUCAAAUCACUGCAAGCUUUGAUUCAAUUAAGUGAUGUAACUGGACCAGAAUUGAAUCCUCACUUAAAGUCUGUUCUCCCACAGAUAUCUAGAAGAAUUCUUGACAGGAACCACAGGGACAAAGUUUUCUCCGCAUUGCAGCGACUGGAGUACAAUGGUGGAAAGGAAAGCACAAAGAUCAUAAAGGCAAGAAUUCCAACUUAUACUUCAAUGAGCUAGUUAGAUAAUUUGGAAUCUGACAUCAACUUGUAAAAUAAGCUUCAGAUUUUUUAUUGUAGCAAGAUAAUAAAUGUUACAAGAAAUUAAAGUUGAAAGAAAAUAAUUUGUACUAAAACUGUUGUUGUGGAAAAUGGGAA
Rhopilema esculentum is the source of this 979-nucleotide messenger RNA. Its product is annotated as PACRG-like protein. The record is from RefSeq and is a predicted model, not a curated record. Lineage: Eukaryota; Metazoa; Cnidaria; Scyphozoa; Rhizostomeae; Rhizostomatidae.